UCUUUGGCACAGCCGUCUCCAGUCUGCCAGAGGAUAGCAGUCGUGCUCCCAGUGGAAGAUGGCGGUGGGGAUGCUGUCUGGGGCUGGAGCAGAAUGCUGGAUUUGCACAAAAAGCGAACCCGGAUGGAUAUAAAGGGAAAAAAAUGAACAUAUCCCCAUCUCUUGUCCUCGAGCUCUGGACUCUUUUGGGCUUGUUUAUCUAGAGUCUGCUGCCUUUUUUCUGGCAGAAAUCCGGUGUUGUCGGGGAUUCACCGACUACAUCGAUAGCUCGGCGCAUAGACAGGGUGGGAGUGAAAAGUGGACGAAAAUGUCGGAUUCAAAGGUAAAAGUUGCCGUGAGAGUUCGGCCCAUGAACCGAAGGGGUAAGUGUCAAAACGACGAUUUCUUUUUUUGCAACCUCGCAUGUCUGUCUCCUCGGAUUCAUGCCACAUUAUCAUAAAGUUUGGAUUUCUUCGCCAUUGCGGCUUUCAGCUCGACUUAUGAGCUUGAAGUCGGACUUGAGUCGAGUUUGGAGACGGUCAAAGUGGCGAGGGUUGUUACUCUCCACACCCUCGCAUUCUGCUGUACUUCACUCCAACAAACUUCUCUCCACAGAAAUCGAACUGAAAACAAAAUGUGUCUUGGAUAUGGAGGACAACCAAACAGUGCUGCACCCACCACCCUCGAAUGCAAAAGGAGACAACAGGAAACAAUCUAAGGUGUUCGCCUUUGACCACUGUUUCUGGUCCAUAGACGAGUCCAACGUUCCCAAAUAUGCUGGUCAAGAGGUGGUGUUCAAGUGCCUUGGAGAGGGAAUACUUGAAAAUGCAUUCCAGGGAUAUAAUGCCUGCAUAUUUGCCUAUGGACAAACAGGUUCAGGCAAGUCCUUUUCCAUGAUGGGGAAUGGGGAGCAGCCGGGUUUAAUCCCUCGACUCUGCUGCUCGCUGUUUGAGAGGAUCCACAGAGAGGAGAACGAGGGCCAUUCUUUUAAGGUGGAGGUGUCCUAUAUGGAGAUCUACAAUGAGAAGGUCCGUGACCUGCUCGAUCCCAAGGGGGGCCGACAGUCCCUGAAAGUUCGGGAACACAAAGUCUUGGGUCCAUACGUGGAUGGUCUGUCUCAACUGGCUGUGACCAACUUUGAGGACAUUGAGGUGUUAAUGUCAGAGGGCAACAAAUCUCGCACAGUUGCAGCCACCAACAUGAAUGAGGAGAGCAGUCGAUCACAUGGCGUGUUCAGUAUCAUUGUCACACAAACGCUUUACGAUCUACAGUCUGGGAAUUCAGGAGAGAAGGUGAGCAAGAUGAGUCUGGUUGACCUGGCAGGAAGUGAGCGAGUGUCUAAGACUGGAGCUGCUGGAGAGAGACUCAAAGAGGGCAGCAAUAUUAACAAGUCUCUCACUACGUUAGGCUGUGUGAUUUCUGCUCUGGCUGAUCAGUCUGCAGGAAAGGGGAAGGCCAAGUUUGUGCCAUACAGAGACUCAGUGCUCACCUGGCUGCUGAAGGACAACCUUGGCGGCAACAGCAAGACGGCCAUGAUAGCCACAGUGAGUCCGGCAGCCGAUAACUACGAGGAGACUCUUUCCACGCUACGCUAUGCAGAUAGAGCCAAGAGAAUCGUCAACCAUGCCGUGGUGAACGAGGAUCCCAACGCUCGGAUCAUCAGAGAGCUCAGGGACGAGGUGGAGAAGCUCAAAGUUCAACUCUCUCAGGCUGAGUCAUUGAAGGCUCCUGAUCUGAAGGAGAAACUGCACGAGUCUGAGAAACUCAUUCAGGAGAUGACCGUCACCUGGGAGCAGAAACUAAGAAAGACAGAGGAGAUUGCCACUGAACGCCAGAAGCAGCUAGAGAGCAUGGGCAUCUCUCUGGAAACAUCAGGGAUUAAAGUGGGUGAAGACAAGUGUUUCCUGGUUAAUCUCAAUGCUGAUCCUGCCCUAAAUGAGCUACUGGUCUACUAUCUGAAGGAGCACACGCGUGUGGGCGCAGACACGUCUCAGGACAUCCAGCUCUUUGGGAUCGGUAUCCAGCCGGAGCACUGCGUCCUGGAGCUCUGCCCAGAUGAUGAUGUCACCCUGAUGCCCAUAAGGAAUGCCAGGACCUGUGUGAACGGAUCAAUGAUUGAUUCUUUGGUGCACCUGUGGCAUGGGGAUCGUAUUUUAUGGGGCAACAAUCACUUCUUCAGGAUUAAUCUGCCAACACGAAAGCGGCGGGACCGUUUAAAGGAGCUGGAGAGAGCUUCCCCCAGAGAGAGCUUUGUCGAGGCAGAUGUGGAGACCGCCAGCGAGGCGUCUUCUGAGCAGGACUACAGCUAUGAGUUUGCUCAGAUGGAGGUCACAAUGAAGACUCUGGGGAACAAUGACCCCAUGCAGAAUGUGGUCCAGGUGCUGGAGAAGCAGUACCUGGAGGAGAAGCGUACGGCUCUGGAGGAGCAGAGAGUGAUGUACGAACGAGAGCUGGAGUCGCUACGGCAGCAGCUGUCUCCUGAGAAAACGCCGCAACACCACCGCAGCAGCAGCGAGCGCCUAGCCUUCCCGAUGCACACGCCACACGGCAAGCUGCGACUGUGGACGGAGGAGCGGGAUGAGCUUUUUCGUCAGAGUCUUUCUCGACUCAGGGAGCAGGUCGUGAAAGCCAACACCUUGGUGCGAGAAGCCAACUUUUUGGGAGAGGAGAUGAACAAACUGACUGACUAUCAGGUCACCCUUCAGAUUCCUGCGGCCAACCUCAGCGCCAACCGCAAGCGUGGAGCAAUAGUGAGCGAGCCGGCCAUUCAGGUGCGGAGAAAAGGAAAGGGGACCCAGGUGUGGACCAUUGAGAGGCUAGAAAACAAACUGGUGGAUAUGAGAGACCACUACAGGGACUGGAAGGAAGGCACAGAGGAGAUGUAUAACAAGGCAAACAGUAAGCACAGUGAUCCAUUCUAUGAGGCGCAAGAGAACCAUAACCUGAUAGGAGUGGCCAACAUUUUUCUGGAGUGCCUUUUCCAUGAUGUCAAACUGCAAUAUGCGGUCCCCAUCAUCAGCCAACAAGGAGAGGUAGCAGGCAGGUUGCACAUUGAGCUGAUGCGAGUCAGUGGAGUCGUACCAGAGCGCCUGUCUGGGGGAGACGACUCGUCAGAGAACUCCAGUGAGAGUAGCUGCUAUGAGGUGAUGGACACCAACGGGGAGAUCGUACAUAUAGCCAAGAGGCUUACCUGCAGGGUGCGGAUCAGGGAGGCCACAGGUCUGCCACUCAACCUGUCCAACUUUGUCUUCUGUCAGUACACCUUCUGGGAACAUGGUGAGCCCACUGUGGCUCCUCCCAUGGUCAGCCCAGACAUACCUUCCCCUCGAAGCCCAGAUGCCCAGUUUACUGUCCAGUUUGAUCAAUGCAAGGACUACAUUGUGCAUGUGACGGAUGAGUUUUUGGAGUUUAUAUCGGAUGGAGCAUUGGCUAUAGAAGUGUGGGGUCACCGCUGUGCCGGGAACGGACGGUCACUCUGGGAGUUAGACGCACUGGAGGCCAAGACCCAGACGCUCCGUGACAGGUGGAGUGAGGUGUCUCGCAGGAUCGAGCUGGUGAUCUCCAUCCAGGAGCUGAAUGAACAGGGAGAGUACUCAUCUGUGGAGCUGCAGCCUGGAAAAGACAUCAGCACAGGAGGUGUCUUCCAACUCCGACAGGGUCACUCCAGGAGGCUGCAGGUUUGUGUGAAGCCGGUCCAGAACUCAGGCACUCUGCCUCUGCUGGUGGAGGCUUUGAUGUCUGUCUCUAUCGGCUGUGUGUCUGCUCGCUCCACCAAACUACAGAGACCCCUCGACAGCUACCAGAGAGAGGAGGAAGACGAUAUGGAUAGUUAUCAGGAGGAAGAUCUCAACUGUGUCCGAGAGCGCUGGUCAGAGGCACUGAUAAAACGUCGGGAGUACCUUGAUGAACAAAUCAAGAAAAUCAUCAACAAACAAGAGAAGUCAGAGGAGGAUAUUGAGCGUGAGGCUCGACUAGUGGAGCAGUGGGUGGGUCUGACUGAAGAGAGAAACGCAGUGCUGGUACCUGCACCUGGCAGUGGCAUCCCUGGAGCUCCUGCAGACUGGACCCCACCUGCAGGAGUGGAAGCUCACAUCCCUGUACUCUUCCUAGAUUUAAAUGCGGAUAAUCUGACAGUGAAUGAGCAGCUGACCGGCCCGCAUGCUGCAGGCCAUAACUCUAUACUGCCCAAGGAGCAUGGGAGCCAGUUCUUCUAUCUGCCCAUCAUCAGGCACAGUGACGAGGAGGUGUUGGCAGUGUGUUCAUGGGACUCAUCAAUCCACGAUUCUGUGCACCUCAACCGCAUCACAUCUCCUAACGAACGCAUUUAUCUGAUCAUCAAAGCCACUGUGCAGCUCAGCCACCCUGCAUCCAUGGAGCUGGUGCUCCGCAAGAGGAUCGCUGUCAACAUCUACAACAAACAGAGUUUCACUCAGAGUCUCAAGAGAAGAAUGUCCUUAAAGAACGCGCUUUAUUCCUGUGGUGUGAUUUAUGAGAUUGUUUCCAACAUACCAAAGGCCUCAGAGGAGCCAGAGGAAAGGGAAACCUUGGCCCUCAUGGCUGCUCGUGCAGACAGCGAGGAGACUCAGGAUGGAGAAACCUACAUAGAGAAGUACACACGGGGAGUUCUGGAAGUGGAGAACAUCCUUAGUCUGGAGAGGCUACGACAGGCUGUCGCAGUGAAGGAAGCAAUCACUACUAAGGGACGACACCUAAGAAGGAGUAUCAGCACACCAAAUGUACAGCAUUCUUCAUGUAGUAAAACAGACCUGACUGGUUGUGAAGAUGAAGACUGCAAGGGCCACUGUGAUAAUGUUGACAGUACCAACUGCAAUCCCCCGGAGGGCUCGCUUUGUACCACACCCAUCAAAAGCAAGGAGAAUCCAGGUUUGGUUCCAGAGAGCCCUACGUUUUUCAACUCCAGCCCCUUCAAAGUCCUCUCCCCUCAGCCGCCGAAAUUCCUCAAGUCCCUGCUGCCUGUUAAAGAGGAGAACAAGGUGAAGAAAGUCCUGGAGGCCCGGCCGCUGCUGGGACAAGAGAGCAUGCGCUCAUGUGUGGACAGCCCUGCACUGCUCCCCCCUCCCUGCCCCUGGCGCCGGCCCAGGGCAGGCAGCGAGGGCCACUGCAAGCCUUCCACCUCCACCUCCACCACUCCCACCAGCAGACAGCUCAGCCACACACUGCCACACACUGCUGACUCUGAGGACGAGGAGGCGUAUGUGGACAUGACUCAGGACCACAGCAGCUUCCAGUCUUACGUCCCAGAGGACUUUGCAAACUUUGAGAUCUACAACGCCAGUCUGGAGAACCAGGAGGGGCUUUUAUCCUCUCGGUCUGACUUAAAGGGAAGCCGAUGUGGGAGUGGAGAAAGAGAGGUGCCUCGAAGCCCCACGGCCAGCAGUUGCACUAGUGGCUACUUUUCACACAGCGCCUCCAACGCGACACUGUCUGACAUGCCUUUCAGUGCCAGUGAGAGUUCUGACCACCUCAGCUGCACCUCCAGAGACCCCCACGACCCUCUCGGCAGCCCUGCGGGGAGGGCCUGCACGCAAACCAAAAGUGUUUCUGCAGGGAGUGACACCCAGCUGCCUCUCCUCUCAGCAGGCAGGGUUGAGGAGGUGCUCAUUCAUCCUGCCAGCCAGGAGUUCACUGACUUUAAAGGGGCUGAUGAUAGUAUUGGAGACCGUGAUUUAGCACAUUUUACAGGUGGAUGGGAGCAGGAGGUUUUGGACAAUGAAACAUGUGACACUGGCAAUGAACACUCCUCUGAUGUCUCUGGUGUUAUCAACACAUCUGUUACUGGAGACAAUUCAACUGCUACAUGCACAUUUCCAAAUAAUGCAGGCCCUGUUUGUGAAGCUGUGUCCUGCCCUAACUCACCUGUAGUUUGCACUUCAGACAGAGUCACAAUAUCUGUGCCUGACAUAGUACCAGCUCCAUCUACAGCAGCACAAUCCCCAAUCGCACCUUUAUCUACAGCCCCAGCCUCUGCCCCGAGUCUGCGAGCAGGAGGAGAACCUCCAAUCGAGGAGCCGGCCCAGGGAGAUCUGCCCCACGGGAGUCCCUGUCCCAGCCCAAACCCCAGCAGCGCAGAGCCUUCAGGAGAUUCCAGUGGCGAUGAGAGCACCCCUGUAGCUCAGCUUCCUGACUGGAUGGCACCAGGGGAGCAGGUGUGGGUGGGGAAGCGGAGAGGAACAGUCCACUAUGUCGGAGGGGUGGAGUUCGCUAAGGGGAUCUGGAUUGGUGUGAAGCUUGACAUGGCAGUGGGUAAGCACAACGGGACUGUCCAGGGCAGAGUGUACUUCCGCUGUCCCCCAGGUCACGGUGUAUUUGUGAAGCCAUCUCGUCUCACCAGAGGACCGCCCUGCAUGGACACAGAACCCCAGACUCUGAUCAGAUAGGACCCAAAGAAGGACCUGCUUUCUGAGGAAAGGCAUGGACCCGAGGGUGCUCCUCAGAUCCAGUGCCUAUGGGUGAACCCCAGGCUGACUUCAGCGCGGCUCCUCUCCUUGUAAUGGAGAUGCUGGUGUAUUCUGUGGGCUUGUCUGCUUUCCUAAAGCAUAUCUGACCUCUGCAUUUAAUGAAGGUAAAUUCUAAUUACUGUUCACUGAAAAUUCACUAUGCACAUAUCUGAGUUUUCUAUACGGGGAUAUUUUUGAUAGAGAACUUAAAUAUUACCCAAAUACAUUUUCUUACAUUGGUAUCUGAACAUUAUAAAUAAUAUUUUUGUAAGACAAUGCAUCCUCCCUGAGGCUCAUGUUGGAGUAAUCUGGGAGAUGAAAGUUAAGAAUGUACUACUGUUUAUAAACAUUGAUAUUUACAUCAAUAUGAUCUGUCAGGGGUAACCAAAGAACUACGGUUCCAUAUCUGCUGUUAUGAGUAAUAUGUUAUUUUUCUAAUGCGUAUAUGUGGAGUUAAACACUAUAUAGCGAUGUGUCCAAGUAAAGCUUAGUGCCAUAUCUCUAGGAGUGAUGCCACAUACCCUGAACAGAGGACAAAUCUACUAAACCUGAGUUGCUUUCAGCGUUUGACUGAAGUUGUAUCAUGUUAAAUUAUCCUGUUGAAGUACUGUAACACUGUGGAGGAAAUAAUCCCCAUCCAGCAUGAGACUCUUGCUGUUUGAAUGCUUGCACUGGAAAGGAUUCUUGGAGAGUUCGCCGACUGUCUUCCAUAUUUGACUGAUGAGAUGUUUUCUAACGUAAGUGACUGAAAGAAACACGUGUCAUCAUUUUCAUCGGGGGAACACAGCAGCUGGGCUUUGCUCAAGGCCUGGAUGUAGUGAUGCCUUAAAGCCCUGUUUCCAUAAAGGCAGGCACAUAAACCCCAGACUGCUCAAUGAACUCCAUAACAAGCUCACUGAGUUUUAAACUAACUAACUGUAUGGACCUGAAACCUGUGUAUGUAUAUUAUGACGCCCAGAGGCAUUCAAAAUGCCACCCAGUCUUGCGGACUGUCUGAAUAUCUGUUUAAUUCAUUGUCUAUCUGCAUUUUAUAUGUAAGCUGAUAUAUAACACUACAUGUAAAAGAAGGUACUCAAUAAUGCUUUUUUUUAAAAGAAGGAUUGGAUGAAUGGGUGAUCGAACUUCUAUUUUUAUGGAAGUGGUGAACGUGGAACUGACGAGUUAUAUGCCCGAGCUGUAAUUUCAAGAAAAUGAAAGAAACCCAGGACCUUACUUUAAAGAAGAGAACAACGCUGCUCUCCCUCAUAAGGAGUUGUAAAUAGAAAUGUGUGUUGAACAUAGUAUUUACACUAUUAUAAUGUACAGAAUUGUAUUUAUAA
Molecule: messenger RNA, 7756 nt
Organism: Anarrhichthys ocellatus (wolf-eel)
Lineage: Eukaryota; Metazoa; Chordata; Actinopteri; Perciformes; Anarhichadidae
Gene: kif13a
Product: kinesin family member 13A
Exons: 39
Coding region: 423-6377 (1984 amino acids)
Biological process (GO): microtubule-based movement
Molecular function (GO): microtubule binding; ATP binding; microtubule motor activity
Source: RefSeq, a predicted model, not a curated record